AUGGUUGGGAGGGGGAUGGGAGAGGUCGCCAAGGACAUCCACUUGAGGAAGACUGUGGCUUCCGGAAGUGGAGGACAAGGAGGAGCUGUGGAUCAAUGGGCUGGGGACUGGAAUGAGGUGAUGGCGAACACAGCCCACCUGGUGCGGAGGCAGAGCUCCCGGGAUUUGGCCCCACAGAGAUCCCUGGACCGGCUGGAACUGAAGGAGAUGAGGGGGCGCCUUGUAGCCCUGGAGAACGGUACCCCGAGCAGCUACGGGGCCACCAACUCCGCCUUCGACGACUCCAGUCCCAACACAAAGGCAGCCCUGAAAUGCGCAGAGAAAGUCGAGCGUGCCCCGUUUAAACCGGAGUGUGGAGAGGACGACCGAGAAUCUUGGGACUCAAAACUGACCUUCCUCUUGGCGACCAUCGGGUACGCCGUGGGUCUGGGUAACGUCUGGAGGUUCCCGUACCUGGCACAGAAGAACGGGGGAGGAGCCUUCCUUGUCCCCUACUUCAUCAUGCUGGCUAUCGAGGGUAUCCCGAUGUUCUACCUGGAGCUGGCGAUUGGCCAGAGAUUGAGGAAGGGAGCCAUCGGUGUCUGGAAUCAAGUCUCGCCAUUCUUGGCUGGAAUCGGCAUCAGCAGCGCCGUCGUUUCCUUCAACGUUGCACUCUACUACAACACCAUCAUUGCUUGGUGUCUUUUCUACUUUGCCCAGAGCUUCCAGGCGGAGCUGCCUUGGUCGGAGUGCCCUAAGAAAUACUUCCCUAAUGGAUCGUACGCCGAAGAACCGGAAUGUACUGCUAGCACCCCCACCCAAUACUUCUGGUACCGCACCACACUGAUGGCUUCGGAGGAUAUUAACAACCCGGCACCCUUCAACUGGAAGAUUGCGAUUGCCUUGGUCAUUGCCUGGAUCCUGGUUUAUAUGUGCAUGAUCAAAGGGAUAGCCUCGUCUGGAAAGGUAGUCUACGUGACAGCGACGUUCCCCUAUAUCGUCCUCAUCAUCUUCUUCUUUAGGGGAGUGACACUUCCUGGGAUGUCGAACGGCCUCAAGCAUCUGUUUACACCUAAGUGGUACAAGCUGACGGACCCGCUGGUGUGGCUGGAGGCCGGAACCCAGAUCUUCUUCUCCCUGGGCCUAGCCUUUGGUGGUCUCAUCGCCUUUUCCUCUUACAACCCUGUCAACAACAACUGCUACCGGGACGCUGUCAUGGUCUCCCUCACCAACUGCUUCACCUCUAUGUUCGCUGGAAUAGUCGUCUUCUCCAUCAUAGGUUUCAAAGCUACACUCAAUUAUGAACGGUGUUUGGAAGAGAAAAACAGCGGUGUUCCUAUACAGCACCUGGGACAUCUUGCCACUACUUUGGAAAAUGCAACGAAAGCAUGCGAAGCUGGUACCGGCUUGGCGUUCAUAAUAUUUACCGAAGCAAUAAACCAGUUCCCUGGCGCCCAGUUCUGGUCAGUUCUGUUUUUCCUGAUGCUCUUCACCCUCGGGAUCGAUUCACAGUUCGGAACGCUUGAAGGAGUCAUCACUUCUAUUGUGGAUAUGAAACUUUUCCCUAAUUUACGAAAGGAAAUUCUUACAGGUGUCAUGUGCCUGGUUUGCUGCCUGAUAUCUAUGAGUUUCGCACACGGAGCUGGGAGCUAUGUUUUUGUUUUGUUCGAUAAUUUCUCUGGCAACUUUCCACUUCUUAUCAUCGCUCUUUUUGAGUGCAUCGGAGUUGCAUACGUUUAUGGUCUGAAAAGGUUUGCUGAUGAUAUUGAACUGAUGACUGGAAGUAGGCCUGGCCUUUACUGGCUCAUCUGUUGGAAAUACUUGUCGCCGUUGGCAAUGAGCCUCAUCCUGGCAGCUAGUAUAGCCGACCUCUUCAUGUACGGUAGCACUUAUCCAGCGUGGGCUGCUGACAUUGGAGAAACUGUACCUCAUGAGUGGCCACUUUGGGCUAUUUUACUCGCCUGUCUCCUGGUAACUGUAGCAGUGAUAUGGAUACCUCUGGUAGCAAUCUUCAGGUUAUUGAGCGUAGUCAUCAUAGAUGACAAUGAAAAAGCUUGGUUUCCUUCCGGGGAUCUGAAAGAAUUCCACGGUAUUGUAGAGCAUGAAGUCACAACUGCUGAAACACUCCUUUUCUGCAUAAGACCGGAUGGAAGUGAAGGUUUUUGCUGCCCAACUAGUCCACCAGAAGAAGACUAGUCUAGAACAGAUAUAAAGUAAUAGUAUGUAUAUUAUAUAAAGAUGAUAUGUGUAAAUAGUCUUAGUUGUAAUUAUGUGACAUAGACUGAGAAGGAACAUAUUGAAUACAUCUGUGUUACAUGAGUAAGAACCUGAAACUAAUUUAUUUUAUCUAUUUUACAGAAUUUUAGAAUUAUUUAGCAUAAAAUAAUUUUAUCUCAAGAUCUGCCCAUAUAAUUUAUUUUAGAUACAUUAUUUUUAUGGUUAAAACGAGUGCCAAGUUUCUGGCAUAAAAUAACAUACAUUUAAGUAUAAAGGAUUUUAGUUAAAUAUAUGGUAAAAUAGUUUACAUGCUUAUUUCAAAAUAUGAUACAAAUAACUGAAGAAUAAUAUAAUAAAAUCAUUUUUUAAUUUAAUAAAUUAUUUUGGAACUGUUUUGCGAAUUAUUAAAAAAAUAUUGAUGUUAUAUUUAAGGUGUUAAUGCCUUUAUUUUAUGAGUUUUAAAUCUAGAAAUAAUGGACUAAUUCCAGUUAAAAUUGGUAUCAUAACUUGGAUUUAUAAUAGCAAACUACAACGAAAUAAAAGAGGCUGAUUUAUUUAUUUUUAUUUUUUAAUA
Molecule: messenger RNA, 2770 nt
Organism: Nezara viridula (southern green stink bug)
Lineage: Eukaryota; Metazoa; Arthropoda; Insecta; Hemiptera; Pentatomidae
Source: the annotation of a GenBank genome assembly